Hyalella azteca is the source of this 4287-nucleotide messenger RNA. RefSeq names its product F-box-like/WD repeat-containing protein TBL1XR1 (gene ebi). NCBI's taxonomy places the organism in Eukaryota, Metazoa, Arthropoda, Malacostraca, Amphipoda, Hyalellidae. Gene Ontology annotation, cellular component: histone deacetylase complex. Gene Ontology annotation, biological process: regulation of transcription by RNA polymerase II. Gene Ontology annotation, molecular function: transcription corepressor activity; protein binding. The coding region runs from base 222 to 1811 and encodes 529 amino acids. The record is from RefSeq and is a predicted model, not a curated record. The transcript is spliced from 11 exons.
UGUUUCCACUUUCCAGAAAAAACUGUAAUAAGUAUGGGGUAUGGAUUCUUUGGUACAUUUUAAACUUAGAACUGAAAGUUAGGACAGUUUUCAUGCCGACCAUUCCUUUUGCAUAACAAUUUUGUUUAGUACUUUAGCCUAAUUGGUUGAUGGUUGGAAACUUGGAGUAGUUAUUUAAGCAUUACAAUUUUGUGAUUUGAAAGUCUUACUUUGCUGCAAAAAUGAGUUUCACCAGUGAUGAAGUAAAUUUUCUUGUUUAUCGUUAUCUCCAAGAAUCGGGCUUUGUUCAUGCAGCUUACACCUUUGGCUUGGAGUCGCACAUAUCACAGUCCAACAUCAACGGAGCUUUGGUGCCUCCAGCUGCACUUGUUAAUAUCAUCCAGAAGGGCCUGCUUUACACAGAAGUGGAGAUCAGUGUUGGUGAAGAUGGAACAGAAAGAAGCAUUGAAAGUUUGUCUCUCAUUGAUGCUGUCAUGCCAAAUGUUAUAAGCAACCAACAACAGCAGCAGCAAGAUCAACAACAAAAUUCCAACAAUAAUAACAGCAAUCAGCAGCACCAACAUCAGAGACCUGUGGUGAAAACUGAAAUUCAGACAGCAAAUGGUGAUGAUGUAUCAGGCAGUGGCAGUUCUGGUGGCACAGGCAAUACCACCGGUGGCGGCGUUGGGUGCGUGGCAGGCAGUGGCAGCGGUGGAUCAGGUGGCAGUGGCGUUGAAAGCAUGGAUGUGGAUAGCAGCGUCGAGAUUCCAGUCACAAAAGCCACUAUUUUACGCGGCCAUGAAAGUGAAGUUUUUAUCUGCGCCUGGAACCCCACAACUGAUCUUCUUGCUUCGGGAUCUGGCGACAGCACAGCCCGCAUUUGGAACUUGAGUGCAUCAGACCUGCCGUCUCCAUCAGAUGUUGGCAACAGCUCCUUGCCUGGAGAAAAAUUCAUUUGUAUGUUCAGAAUGUUGAGGAAAAGGUUAUUUUGCGAUGGAACCUUGCUGGCCACCGGCUCAUAUGACGGAUAUGCUCGCAUCUGGACCAACAACGGACGUCAGGCGUCGACACUUGGGCAGCACAAGGGCCCCAUAUUUGCCCUCAAGUGGAACAAGAAGGGCAACUAUAUCCUCUCAGCUGGUGUUGAUAAGACGACCAUCAUUUGGGAUGCGUCUUCAGGCCAUUCCCGUCAGCAGUUCGCAUUCCACACGGCGCCCGCACUGGACGUGGACUGGCAGACCAACACGUCCUUUGCCUCCUGCUCCACUGAUCAGUGCAUCCAUGUGUGCAGCCUCGGCCAGGAGAAGCCCAUCAAGUCCUUCAAGGGCCACAGCAAUGAAGUGAACGCUAUCAAAUGGGACCCGCAAGGCAACCUGCUGGCGUCUUGCUCUGACGACAUGACGCUCAAGAUCUGGUCGAUGCGUCAAGACACUUGCGUCCACGACCUGCAGGCGCACAACAAGGAAAUCUACACAAUCAAGUGGUCACCCACGGGCCCCGGCACCAACAACCCCAACAUGAACCUCAUCCUUGCGAGCGCAUCAUUUGACUCGACGGUGCGUCUGUGGGACGUCGAGAAGGGCGCUUGUAUCCACACCCUGACGAAGCACUCAGAGCCCGUGUACAGCGUGGCGUUCUCCCCGGAUGGCAAAUUUCUGGCGUCAGGGAGCUUUGAUAAAUGCGUGCACAUCUGGUCUACUCAGAGUGGGCAACUGGUGCACAGCUACAAAGGCACUGGUGGUAUUUUUGAGGUUUGUUGGAACUCCCGAGGAGACAAAGUGGGCGCGUCUGCCAGUGAUGGUUCCGUUUUCGUUCUGGACCUCAGAAAAUAGAGCAGAUGGGCACGCACAGCUAAACCUCCAUGCUAUCAACAAAAGUAUAAAGACUCCAUAACUUUUCCUCGUCGUUUGUGUCUGACAAAGCGUCUCCGGUUAACAUCCGGACAAUUUUGGCUUCACUUUACGUGGCGGUUAUUUGAACGACUUCUCAGAUAUCAAUGCCGUUCAUAUGUUCGAUUUAAAUUAUCUGCCACGCCUAUCAGAUAUCAAUGUCGUUUAUAUGCUAUGCUCACCGUUAAUUGAUCUACCAAAUAUUAAUCUGAUAUUUGAAUAUUAAUCGGCACCACUCACUUUCAAAGUAUGAAUUAAUUAUAAACCCCCAUGAGUUAGCGAAACAAAUACACAUGCAGGAUUCCAUAUGUAAUUUGCAAUGUAAAUCGCAUCAUCUACUGUACGCAGACAGGGGCAGAUUUGAUGAGGAUUUCCAAUUUGCCGUCACAUUCUCGUUCUUGUGUGCAACAUUUGAUUGGGGAGUUGGGCUUGACUCAUCAUCAUAUUUGUUUCUAAGUGAUGGACUGUACAAAUUCGAACUGAUGUAUUAGGAAUAAAAGGUGAUGGACUGUACAAAUUCGAUGCGAUCUGUACGGAUUCGAUGUGACGUUCCGUACAAAUAGGCAGUAUGUACUGUUUAAAAAACUGACUACAGUGUUGGAAAUCUCAAAAGAAGUUACUGUCAGCGGGCAGGAAAGCGGUGUAAUAUUGUAAUCUUGUGCAGAUAUUGAAGCAGAUUUGUGUUUAUUUUUCUUUUUGGGUGCCUGAUUUUAGAAUUUCAUUCUAUCUCGGAUCAAAUUGAAUUUCCUCACUUCAUUUUAUUAAUGUCCCAUGUUGUGUGACCUUUAUCUUUCUUCUUGGUUCUUUACCUUGUAGUUUCUUCAACUUCCUGAUUAUUUUCACAUAGCCGUACAAUGUAUGGUACUUAUUCUAAGUUUUACUGGGCGUCUCAACGGCACAGCCAUACGCCAUUUUCUUUCUUCCAAGCAAGCUAAAAAGAAAUCGAUAUUUUUCUAAUCGAUGAAAAACGCUUUUGGUGCCGUACCAUCACUGCUCUCUGGGGUGGAGACUAAACUUAUCAUUUCUGAAAAAUCCGUUCAAAAUGUCUGAAAAUUUUACUGUAUGACAUUGUACGACUUCCAUACGUGUGAUUUCAAGAUAUCGACUUACUUGUUUUUAAACGAAUCUUUCAGUGUUUAGCUAUCUAAAGUGCCUAUAUCCCUAAAUAAUUAACCGAUAUCAACAUUUUUGAAAAGACUUGUUCAGAAAUUGAUGUUGGAGCAAAUUGCUUGUGUUCCGGUCCAGGAUACGAUUGCACGAAAUAUUUUAUUAGCAAAUUUUGAAGCUUGACUUGACUGAAAUUUCUGACUUAGAUCAGUAGCUCAGCUGUGUACAUAUUCUGAUGUGAAUUCUACGCUUGUAUGGUGAUUGAAAUUGUCGGCCAUCGCUAAAUUAUAUUUCAAGUCCAAGCUUCUUCUCUCGUUUUUAAACAAUUUUUAUUCUGGCUGUCAUUUUUCAUGUAUGGUUAGGAUUCGUUUGUAAGUAAUGUUCGUCUUAUUCGCCAGUAAGCUGUUAAAGAUCUUUAUUGACUAGUUCUGUUCUAUAUCAGUUGUACUAUAUUGUACAACCAUAUUUAUCAGCGCCUCCUACGUUUGGCCGCCCAUCUAAAAUUUUGCUCGUUUUGAAUUAACUGCUCGGCUGAUGGCAUUAUCUAUUAUUUCAUCUCCAUAUUAUCCUUAUCAAUAUUCUUUGAUAUUUUUUAGUGCAACAUUCACUACGAUCUAGGAGAAUGAAUUAUAUUUUAAGCUAAGAUUGUGCUAACUACUUCGCAGUCCAGCUGCUAAGUUUAAAUAUCUGCCCUUAAAUAUACACUAUGUUAUCUUGGCUGCUUACCUUUCAUUUGUUAGUGUCUUGUUACUGCAUGAAUUUGGUUGUCGUCGUGUCUCCUACAGGUGCGAACUAUCAGUAGGAAGAACCGGCAUCACGUUCCUACUUCAAAAGAGUAACGUUUAAAUUCGCCCGAAUUGUCAUAUGAAGUCAUCUUGACUACGUUCAUAGUAGACUUGAAAAUUUAAAAACUGGCAGGCUCCGGUUACUUCGAAUCCUGCUCAGGUGUUUCCAAUAGAGGUGAAAUUUUAUUUUUGGAUUCUAAAUUUACAUAUAAUUUUUCAUUCAUUAGGUCCUAUGAAGUUGCCCUCUGAUCCUUCUUCAGAUUUUCGAAAAUCUACGAACUAUCUAUUUUAUUUUCUUACGUAUGCGCAUGAUUAGAAGUUAUCUUAUUAGUUAAAACUGAAGAGAAUCGUAUUCUUAAGUGAUUAGUUUUAAAUAUGUUAGCAAGUAUUGAGAACGAUGGGCGUGUUACGUAGCAUUUUACCAUUCAUUACUGUAUGUACCUUGAAUUAUGUAACCACCGGCAGGCAAGUUUCGAUAUUUUUCCGAUAGGAAUCAGUUUAUUAAAUAACGUCCAAUACCGUACAAA